Anastrepha obliqua is the source of this 887-nucleotide messenger RNA. It is a transcript of the gene COX4, whose product is annotated as cytochrome c oxidase subunit 4 isoform 1, mitochondrial. NCBI's taxonomy places the organism in Eukaryota, Metazoa, Arthropoda, Insecta, Diptera, Tephritidae. The record is from RefSeq and is a predicted model, not a curated record. Gene Ontology annotation, biological process: mitochondrial electron transport, cytochrome c to oxygen. The transcript has 3 exons. Bases 130 to 675 code for a protein of 181 amino acids.
AUAUUCGUGUCAGAUUCGACGAGUACACCAGUGACACUCGCUACAUAAAAGUUGGCAUAUUCCGCGAAUAUUUCUUCACAAUCACAUCGAGUGAAAAAGUGGGUUUAUUUUUAAAAGGCAGCAUAGAAAAUGGCACUCCGUGGUAUGAGCCUACCCAUGCAGCGUCAGCUGUUCCAGCAGUUGAUCAAAAAUAUGCAAAGUGGCAGCGUUGCCUCCAUUCACACAUUGGAUAAAAUUGGUAACCGGGAAAUUGUCGGAUACGGCUGGAACGGUACCGCUUCCUAUGCCGAUCGUACAGAUUUUCCAAUGCCCGCUAUUCGCUUCCGUGAGCCAACCAACGAAAUUAAGGCACUGCGUGAAAAGGAGAAGCAAGAUUGGAAGAAAUUGAGCCAUGAAGAAAUUAAGGCUCUCUAUCGUGCUAGCUUCUGUCAAACCUUCGCAGAAAUCAAAGCUCCAACUGGUGAAUGGAAAAAGCACUUAGGUGUUGGUCUCAUUUUCACCGGCCUGGCCAUAUGGAUCGCCAUUUUCAUGAACUUGUUCGUUUACGAUGAGCUGCCAAUUACCUUCGAUGAUGAGCAUAAAAAGGCACAAUUGAAACGUAUGAUUGACUUGGAAGUCAAUCCAGUCACUGGUCUGACCUCCAAAUGGGAUUACGAAAACAACAAAUGGAAAUAAAUCAAAUGAGAUUUUUCCCCUGUUUCGUGCUGCUUCUGCACCUACUUAAUAAGUCUAAAGCAAUUACACUCUACAAAAUACAACAUCAAUGUAAACCCAAUUAUGCAGGAAAAAUUAUUGUAAAAAUAAUCAUUUAAGCUUUAUAGUUGAAUGCAGUACAUUUAAAAUAAUAGUGUAAACAUUAAAAACCUGUGAAGAAAAUAACUGUUAAA